Messenger RNA from Bufo bufo (common toad), 4628 nucleotides. It is a transcript of the gene ARHGAP11A, whose product is annotated as Rho GTPase activating protein 11A. The record is from RefSeq and is a predicted model, not a curated record. Lineage: Eukaryota; Metazoa; Chordata; Amphibia; Anura; Bufonidae. Gene Ontology annotation, biological process: signal transduction. Bases 215 to 3040 code for a protein of 941 amino acids. The transcript is spliced from 12 exons.
AGCAGAGUGGGGACAAGGCAGAGAGACGUUUAUCGGAGGGCAAAGCAAGUGAGAUGGGUGCGGGAAGUGAAGGGACGGGCGGUACGGGACGGGUGUGAACGGGCGGGCACAGGGGAUGAGCACACAGAGGCUGCUGAGGGUUGUAGUGGGUUUCUUGUGUGCGGUACAUAGAGGCUGAUGAGAGUAGUAGUGAGCGGCUGUCAGUGCAGUUGUAAUGAUGAAGAUGGCGCCUGACUUCCUGAACCUGUCCCGGCUGGCGGUCAUCCAGCAGCUGCGCUCCUACGGCAUCAAGAUCAAACACUGGAACAGCAAGUCCCGGAGCGACCCCGGGAGAGGAGGGUGGCCGGCGGGGAAGAUCUUUGGAGCGCCUCUUCAUACCCUGCCACAACUGAAUAUUCCAGCGUAUGGAAAUAUACCAGCGUUUCUUGUUGGUGCAUGCAAGUACUUGGAGGAUCAUGUACAAACUGAAGGACUUUUUAGGAAAUCGGGAUCUGUUGCGAGGCAGAAGCUUUUAAAGACAAAACUGGAAAACGGAGAGGACGGUCUCUCAGAAGCUCCUCCUUGUGAUGUCGCUAGCAUCCUAAAGCAGUUUUUCAGGGAGCUACCAGAUCCUAUACUGCCUGCGGAUCUCCAGGACGCAUUGAUCAAGGCCCAAAAUUUGGGAAGUGACGAGGAAAGGACUUCAGCCACCAUGCUUAUCUCCUGCCUGAUGUCUGACCUGACAUUAUCCAUUCUGAGAUACUUCUGCAGCUUUCUGCAUUCUGUAUCUAUGAGAUGUGACUCAAAUAGAAUGGACAGUAACAACCUGGCGGUGAUAUUUGCUCCUAACCUAUUACAUUCGGGUGACGGCGAGAAGAUAUCACCCAGCACUGAAAAGAAGCUUCGUAUUCAGGCAGCAAUUGUGAAAACUCUGAUAGAUCACCCUGCAGAUAUUGGUUGUGUGCCUGAUUUCCUUCUUGAAAAGAUUCCAGGCAUGCUGGGAGUGGAUGUUGGGGCUGAUACUCCCGGUCAUGAGGCAUCUGAAGAAGAUGUAGAGUCUUCUGGAGAGAGGAAGAAAAGGAGACGGAGGAGUGUUGGAGAUUUUGUUAGUGGAGCAUUGAAUAAACUUAAAACUAAUAGAACACCUUCCUCUACUCCUCAGACAGACAGGACGGUUCUGAGUUCCAUGGUAACUCCAUUAAUUCUAACACCAAGUGCCAAAAGAAAACUGCCUUUAGACUCGGCGCAGGGGAUCUCUACUAAGAAGAGGAAAUCCAUUAAGCAGAACCUGUCGUCUGAAUUGCUGCCAAGCAGUCUUUUCGGUGGAGGUUCAACGCCAGCCUGUGAUCUGGCUGAUGAAAGCCCUUGUGUAUAUUUUGAAGGAUCAGAAUCCUCUUUCUCGCCAUCAACUAGCAAUUUAAGGCGCAGCAAAAGACGAGAAAACAGAAAAGUGCAGAGAGUGGAGUCGGGAAAAACGGGCUGCUUCUCUCCUAAAAUAAGUCGGACAGAGAUGGUGCGCCGGUCGCUUCGUCUACGAUUCAGUCUAGGAAAAAGUAGUAAAGAUGUGAGCACUGGAUUUCCUUCCAGUAUUCGGUCCCAAAACAUUGGCUGGAGACUUGCAAACUCAAUAGAAUUUAAUGUUUCUGGAAGCAAGACGGAUGUGGUUUCUUCCCCAGUGGACAGUCCAUUUGUAAGUACAGGCUCAAAAAAAAUAAGCAAAUCGGAAGAAAACUUAUUAACCCCCAAGAAAUCUGAUCACUCUAGUCACCGCCUGUGCUGGACUGGCCCCCAUCCUGUUAGUGAGUUUUGUGACGAGGAGACUCCUAAAGGUGGUUACCUCUAUGCUGAAAACUGCUGCUCUGAGCCUGUUGUUGUAACUGGGAAACCCCCGGUCAUGCCUAAACCGCUGAUAUCUCUGGUAGCUUGCUCUGAGGAGCAUCAGAAUUCCUCCCUCUGUGAGGAAGGAGACAGUCAAGUCCACAGCACUGUACAGAGGAUCACCAAGGCGUUUACAGAAUCCGGGAGCGACCUUCACAUGGUUGUUGAAUGUUCCAAGUCUGCAAAUGUGGAAGCCAGUCCUCCUCCUGUGUCUGCUCCUCUUCCUAAUGCAGUCGUUCAGGAUUGCCACUUAGACAGCAAGCAUAGUGCUGACAAUGAUGAACGCGCAUCUGAAGAAGAGUUGCAUAUGGAAGAAAAGGAAUCAAGUCCACAAGGCACUGGCUUAGUGGACCUGGCAGAAGCGAAGGCUUCUGAGGUUGUACUGAAGAUUGUGGAGGAAACUGACUGUGUCAAUGACCAAGUAUUUGCACAGCAUAAAGAGGAAAGCGGCAUGAAUGAAAAUGGUGAUUUAGGUAAGCCAGUGUGUCCAGUUACUAGUGAUGCUGCACAUGGCACACUGGUGGCAUCAGAGCCUAGGCAGCAAAAGGUGGUGUCCAUCCCAGCUAGGAUUCAGGCCGCUCAUGAUCCCCUUCCUAGGCCUCAACGUAGGACCAGCAGGGUGUCUGACCACAUCCAGCACUUCAAUAAACUCUGCCUAAACGAUCACAGUGUUGGCCAGAAACUGAAGUCUCCCAUACAAUUUGAGCGGACACCUGUGCGCAAGUCUGUUCGCCGCAUAAAUUCCAUGUCUGGAGUAAAAAGACAAGUGGACAAUGGUUGGAACGAAAAUCCCGCUGGCUCCCCAAUGGUGAAAGCGGUUAGCUUUGAUGGGUCGUUGUCCUCUGAAGUGUUUCUAACCAAUAGCAGCAGUCGGGAAUCCUCCAUAGAUCGUUCAUCUAUCUAUUCCUUUCGAGGACACUUCAGGAUUCCUAAGCAGUCUGUAAAGAAUAUACCCCACUCUCUCAAUCGCCCCGCAAACCCACCGAAAACCGUGCUGGAGGAUCUAACCAAUCAGGGUUUAUCCCGGACUUCCGGCAAGAAGUCUGAUCUUUCUGCUACUACACCCAAUCCUAACGCAGUACGCAUCCUGUCUGGUAGGCAGCAUAGUCGCUACAGAGGAUCACCAAAGAACCCAAUAGCACGAGUUACCUUCCUGCCGGCUACCAAGCCUUUAGACCUCUAAGACUGGUGACAAGCUUUGUUUACAUGCAUAACAUGCAAGCCAAUGGACCGAAAAUGAUUAUUUUUUGUUUUUAAACGUUUCAGUCGGAAGCACCUUGCACGCUUGAUAUGACGCCGUUUGGAACGGUUUUGGAAUCGAUGCCUCCUGUAGGGUUCAGGAGCCGGUAAAAGCUGUUGUUGACUUUCUUUGAUAGCGGAGACAGAUGAGAAUCUACGACCUGUAUUUUGUUUCCACGCUUCUGAGCCGGGGGAUUAAUCCUCAUGGGUUGUUUUUCAUGACUGGACCAUCUGUGUCCUGAAAACCUAGAUGGGAAAAAAAAAAGAAAAACUUGAAAUUUGCUCUGGUCAUGAUCUUGGUCUUAUUAUAUUAUACUGUAUACACGGGUAACACAGCUUGAAUUCUACUUUUUGGGAGACCUAUGUUCUCAGUGUUGAACUGAAUCUUUAGUUUAUUCAGUAUAUAGCUUAUGUGCGGUUUCGUUUCAUUCUUUCAAUGGUUCGAUGCAGGUCUUAAGAUUUUUAUUUUUAUUUUUGUUAGCUAUAUUUUAAUUAUUGCCAAAUUGUGGUCUCUGGUUUUUCGUUCAUCAGAUUGCACCCAGAGGGGUUAAUGUUUUAUUUUUUUUCUUGAUACGUUAAGUUUUAAUUGUAAAUUGAAAACUAUUUAAAAUAAGUAGGUGGAUGAAUGCUGGGUUAAGGCAGAUGAUAGUACGAUUGUAUAGUCACUUAUUUAUUGCUUACAGAGGUUAUUUACAUUUCCCCGCAAAGCAGCUUUAAUAUCGGGAAUAUUAAAGGUUUUAAAUACCUGUUAAACAGGUUGUCCGCCUUCGGGUGGGGGGCUUUCAGCUUCACACCCCUUCUUUCCCCUAAAUUGCCGGAGGGAAACAGGUUUGCCUGAUUCCUGCUGCUGGGUUCCGUCUCCUUCUGUCCCGUUGAUGUGACAUAUGGGGGACACGUCACUGCCACAACCAGUCAUUGACUGCACUGCCCAUGUGAUCUUCAUCAAACAGGAAGUUUACCGGCAGCAGACCGAAGGAGGUGGGACACGGCGAGCACGAAAGGACUCCUAAGGUGGACAACCCCUUUCUAUGAUUUUGCAUUGCAAGUUGCCCAGGACCAUCUUAAAUACUUGAUUCAUAGCAUUGCUAAAAUUACUUAAUGUCUCUGAUGUAUGUAACUAUUGAUACUUUCAUGAUGGUCAUGGAAUAUUGCAUAAGAUUUUACCACCUAGAUUUUGUUACAGACCAUAACACCUAGAAGUUCUAGAUCAGUCUUACAUGAAGAGGCAGCUGCUUCCAUUUACAUGGGUUCAAGGCUGAACUCGGCCAUAGCUCUUGUAGCAUAUCCUGUAAUAUAUUUUAAUGUGUUGUCUUGCGUGAUUUUAGAUAGAUAUUUUUUAUUUUUCCAUGGUCUAGCACAAGCUUAUUUCUCAGGAUGUCUGACUUUUUACUAAGCAGGAACUUUAACAUGCUUUGUACCAGGCAAGACUAACCUUUCUGUAGACCGUACAGCAGUUCUAAACUGGUACUGAUUGUGUUGAGAUGUCACAUUAUUGUCAGCUGUAACUGAGACUGAUGACAAAAUAAAUUUUC